Chironomus riparius is the source of this 726-nucleotide messenger RNA. The record is from the annotation of a GenBank genome assembly. Lineage: Eukaryota; Metazoa; Arthropoda; Insecta; Diptera; Chironomidae.
AUGGGGCAAUCUCAGACAUCGGCAUGUAAAGACUUCAUUCCCGAUACAAUUGACACAAUUCAAUUCCAAAUUAAAAAGCAUUCAAAGAUUUUUUCCGACUUUAACGACUUAACAUAUGAAAAUUUUAAGGAGAGCAUAGAUGAGUUGAAUGAAUUAUCUAGAAAAUGUAUUGAUAAGGAUGGCAAUCAAUUGGUAUUUGCGAUAAACAAAGGCUCUGAUCAGUUCCAUUUUUUGUGGAAAGCGACGAUUAAAAUUGCGUGCGUUUCAAUCAAUCCAGAAUCUAGGAAAAUAUCAAACAUAAAGAUGAUAAAUCUCAAACAGUUCCUUCACAUUUUUAAUACAAUGGUCACUAAUCUCGAAGCUAUUGAGGCUAUAGAAGAACGACAACGAUCAGCUAGUUCCAGUCCGGCAAAUUUCUAUCCAUCCAGCAUAUUCAAUCAGCUCGACAGUGACCCAAAGUUCACAUUCGAUGAAUCUGAUGAUGACUAUCUUGAUGAAUGUAUAAUUUGUCUAGAACGAAAGCCUGAUGUCAUUCUGUCAUGCCUUCAUAGUUUCUGUGCACCAUGUAUAGAACAAUGGAAUGAAGGCAAAAAGAAUUGCCCAAUUUGUGACGAUAAGCUACAAAGUACAAAGGAUUCUUGGGUACAGUUGGAAAUUCCUGGUGCUGACGAAAUAACAGAAGAGAUUAUGAAUCAGAUGCAGAAAAUAACGACUGAUUGCAAGUAA